AUGUCUUUGGACAUCAUUUCGUGUAAACAUGUUGACAAGAAUGGUUCCUCGACAAGGUUACCUCUUUGGUGCUACAACCCUGAUGGCACGAAGUGUUCCUGGUACAGGCAAUGUCUGGAGAAACGAUAUCCGUGUGAACAAACAGGUUCUGCCUAUGCCAUAACGUACGCGGAAAAGUUCUGCGACCUGUAUGCUAAAAAUGUCCACAUGUUUUCUACAUAUGGUCGACAAUGGAUAGCCGCGUCAAAGAAGUGUCUGCAGGUUGUUCUGGCUCCUGUCCUGAGUCCGGAGGUCAAUAUCUCGUGUUCUGAUAUAAAGAGUAUGGCGUUCGCUUCUCAUCCUAAAUGUUACUCCAAUCCGUCUGAGGGCUUCUCAUUCUGUUCUCUGAGCCUGAGGGAUAAGUUGGAAGUAUUUUGGACGAUCAAGGAAGCGUUGCUUAGUGCGUUCGAGGAAACCGUUAAGGCUGCCUGGGCUACGGUAUUGGAUUGUCUUAAAGUGGGAACCGACUAA
Molecule: messenger RNA, 510 nt
Organism: Mizuhopecten yessoensis (Yesso scallop)
Lineage: Eukaryota; Metazoa; Mollusca; Bivalvia; Pectinida; Pectinidae
Exons: 1
Coding region: 1-510 (169 amino acids)
Source: RefSeq, a predicted model, not a curated record